AUGGAUUACGCUGAAGGAGAAGAUGUAAACCUGCCUUGUAACCACUCAACCAUCAGUGGAGAUGAGUAUAUACAUUGGUAUCGGCAAAAUCCCAAUCAGAGUCCACAAUAUAUAAUUCAUGGUUUACAAAACACUGUGAACAAUAGCAUAGCCUCUCUGACCAUCGCAACAGACAGAAAGUCCAAUACCUUGAUCCUGCCCCAGGUCACUCUGAGAGAUACUGUUGUGUACUACUGCAUCCUCGCUGAAGGGCACAUUUGGAGUAGGCUCAACACCAGGAGCAGAGACUGUCAAGGAAGCAUCUCUUUGCCUAAACAGGGAUCUCUUGAAUCCCAGAUUUUCCCAUUUGCAAAGACUCAGCAUACUCUGGUACAUUCCUUCCUGCUCCUCAGGGGAGAUCUUCCAGAAUACAGCUCUCAGCUUCCUCACUGCCCAGCCAUGUUCUCAAUGACCAUUCUCAUGCUUGGAAUGCUCUUCACAGUGAGAGGAACCGGAGCCCAGUCAGUGACCCAGCCUGACGACCACACCACUGUCUCUGAAGGAGACCCUCUUGAGCUGAAAUGUAACUAUUCCUAUAGUGGAGCUCCUUAUCUCUUCUGGUAUGUCCAGUACCCCAGCCAAGGCCUCCAGCUUCUACUCAAGUAUACAUCAGGGGCUACCCUGGUUAAAGGCAUCAAAGGUUUCCAGGCUGAAUUUAAGAAGAGUGAAACCUCAUUUCAUCUGUGGAAACCAUCAGCCCAUUUGAGUGACUCGGCUGAGUACUUCUGUGCUCUGAGUGACACAGUGACUGAGACUGUAGAGGGAGCUGAACACAAACCUCCUGAGACACUGGGGUUUUCAGAGACUAAAGGACACAGCUUGACCUGUUUUUAUCAAGGUCUCUCAUGUUAUGAAAGUGAGCAGGGUGGGGAGCAGAGCCCUGGGGAGUGCUUGGCUCCUGAAGAUAAACAGGAACUUCAAUGUGUUCCUUCCUUUACUACUGGGUCAUGUUAA
Messenger RNA from Diceros bicornis minor, 993 nucleotides. RefSeq lists its product as uncharacterized. The record is from RefSeq and is a predicted model, not a curated record. Bases 1 to 993 code for a protein of 330 amino acids. The transcript has 3 exons. Lineage: Eukaryota; Metazoa; Chordata; Mammalia; Perissodactyla; Rhinocerotidae.